UAUCGCGUUAUCCAGUCGGAACGUUUUCAGUGUAGCACACCGUUACUGUCAUGUCGGCGCUGAAGUCAGGACGCUCACUGUUUGAGUAGUCAAUUCUGUUUAAAUUAACUAAUUCAGUUAUUUCUAUAUUCAAGAAUACAUUGAUUUGAGAUUGUGUAUUAAGAGAAACGAGGUAACCAUCACAGUAUCGAUUUAUGAGGUAACGUUAAAUUUGAGCCAUGUCAUCACUAUCAGAGGAGGUGCUGCUGGUGGUGAAAAAGGUUCGCCAGAGGAAGCAGGAUGGCACACUUUAUCUGAUGGCUGAACGUAUAGCCUGGGGUCCAGAGGGCAAAGACCGCUUCACAGUCAGCCACUUAUAUGCAGAUAUUCGCUGUCAGAAGAUCAGCCCAGAUGGUAAAGCCAAAAUUCAGCUCCAGCUGGUGCUUCACACUGGCGAGAGUACCACAUUCCACUUUUCCAAUGAGAGCAGUGCACUCAAAGACAGAGAUGCUGCCAAGGAGCUGCUGCAGCAGCUGCUGCCCAAGUUCAAGAAGAAAGCCAACAAGGAACUGGAGGAGAAAAACAGGAUGCUUCAAGAAGAUCCAGUGCUUUUUCAGUUGUAUAAGGAUCUUGUGGUGAGCCAGGUGAUCAGUGCAGAUGAAUUCUGGGCCAACCGGUUAGGAGACAUAAACAACGCAGACCCCACUUUAUCCAACAAUAAACAGGAAGUCGGUAUAUCUGGAGCCUUUCUGGCAGACAUUAGACCUCAGACAGAUGGCUGCAAUGGCUUGAGAUAUAAUCUGACAGCUGAUAUUAUUGAAUCCAUCUUCAGAACAUACCCUGCAGUGAAGGAGAAGUAUAGUGAAAAUGUGCCUCAUAAUCUGACGGAGAAGGAGUUCUGGACCCGCUUUUUCCAGUCCCAUUAUUUUCACAGAGACCGCAUCAACACAGGAACACAGGAUAUCUUCUCAGAGUGUGCCAAGCAGGAUGAAAAGGGGUUAAAAUCUAUGGUGGUUCAAGGAGUGAAGAAUCCUUUAGUCGACCUCCUGUCGUUAGAGGAUAAAACAUUAGACGAGGGUUAUGGAUUUUGCAAAACAUUUCCAUCAACUUCCAAUUCGAACAGGACAGUGAAAGAGAGCAGCAACUCUGCCAUUAUAAAGCGGUUCAACCAUCACAGUGCCAUGGUGCUGGCAGCAGGCUCACGCAAGGGGGAAACACCAGCUGACCACAUUUGUGAGACAAGCAGUACAGAUGGAAACUCAAGGGAUUCUGACUUCUUCCAGCCUCCUGUAAAGAAGGUUAAAUUACAAGAAGUCAUAGAAUAUGAAGAUCUGCAAAGGGAAAACAGACCAAAAACAAUUGCAUUAAACCUCAAGAAGUCUGACAGGUAUGCUCAUGGUCCUGUGCCACUUCAGUCCCAACACUAUACAACAAGUCAGGAUAUCAUCAACUCUGUCAACUACAUCCGGCAUGAGAUGCUUAAUUACAAACCCAACCUCACUCAGGUGUUGUCCAGCACGACAGCCAGUUCUGCCAUUGCAGCACUUUCUCCAGGUGGUGUCCUCAUGAAGGCAGCAACACAGCAAGCCAUAAAUCAAAUGGUACCUACUGAGGUUCAAGGAGAGUUGAAGCAUCUUUAUGUAGCUGCUGGAGAGUUGUUGAGACACUUCUGGUCCUGUUUUCCUGUAAACACGCCAUUUUUAGAGGAGAAGGUGAUGAAAAUGAAGUCAAACCUCGAGAGAUUUCAGAUGACCAAGCUUUGUCCUUUUCAGGAGAAGAUUCAGCGUCAGUACUUAAGUACAAACCUCACUGGGCAUUUGGAGGAAAUGUUGCAGACAGCCUAUCGCAAGUUCCACGUCUGGCAAACCCGCCGCAUGUUGAGGAAAACCUGAGGUCUGAUGCUUUGUCAAAGAGAGGACAAGGAAGACAUUACAGUAUAUGGACAAGUGACCUGAGAAGUUUUUCCAGACUGCUGUGUAGAGAACACAGAUCACAGCCUGAUGGGACAAGAUUCACAGAGGCUUAAUGAGGAUAUAGAUGGACGCUGCUACAUCCCCAACUGUUCAACCGAGACUAACUGCAUCUCAGUCACAAA
Perca flavescens (yellow perch) is the source of this 2074-nucleotide messenger RNA. It is a transcript of the gene gtf2h1, whose product is annotated as general transcription factor IIH, polypeptide 1. The record is from RefSeq and is a predicted model, not a curated record. The coding region runs from base 219 to 1871 and encodes 550 amino acids. Lineage: Eukaryota; Metazoa; Chordata; Actinopteri; Perciformes; Percidae. Gene Ontology annotation, biological process: nucleotide-excision repair; DNA-templated transcription. The transcript has 15 exons. Gene Ontology annotation, cellular component: transcription factor TFIIH core complex.